Molecule: messenger RNA, 4473 nt
Organism: Pimephales promelas (fathead minnow)
Lineage: Eukaryota; Metazoa; Chordata; Actinopteri; Cypriniformes; Leuciscidae
Gene: trim37
Product: tripartite motif containing 37
Biological process (GO): protein autoubiquitination; protein monoubiquitination; aggresome assembly
Cellular component (GO): aggresome; peroxisomal membrane; ESC/E(Z) complex
Molecular function (GO): tumor necrosis factor receptor binding; zinc ion binding; ubiquitin protein ligase activity
Source: RefSeq, a predicted model, not a curated record
UUAAUGCUAAUACUAUCGGCUACCAACAGUGAAUACGAUUGGCGGAUACGGUCUCCCAUGGUGACUGACACGGUCUCCCAUGGUGACUGACAUUGACAUAUAGGCGCUACAUUCGCUGCUUUCUGCUAGUCCAUAAACAAGCAGUCUGAUGCUGCAAUACCUGUUCAUAAAACACUAAAUUAGUAGCGUUUGAUGUAGACAGUCGGAUUGACGGGUCUGAGUGCGACAUUAAAAGUGAAAGCACCAGGAUUCUCCUGUCAGAUAAAUUUGGCUGGCAGAAAUCAAACUGGCAGAGAUGGAUGAGCAGAGUGUUGAGAGUAUUGCGGAAGUCUUCCGCUGCUUCAUUUGCAUGGAAAAGCUUCGCGAUGCCCGUCUCUGCCCUCAUUGUUCCAAACUCUGCUGUUUCAGCUGCAUACGGCGAUGGCUGACAGAACAGAGAGCUCAAUGUCCCCAUUGUCGAGCUCCUCUUCAGCUGAGGGAACUGGUCAACUGUCGCUGGGCAGAGGAAGUGACUCAACAACUGGACACACUACAGCUCUGCAACCUCACAAAACACGAGGAGAACGACAAAGACAAGUGUGAGAACCAUCAUGAAAAGUUGAGCGUGUUCUGCUGGACUUGUAAGAAGUGCAUCUGUCACCAGUGCGCUCUGUGGGGAGGCAUGCACGGAGGUCAUACGUUCAAACCCCUGGCCGAGAUCUACGAGCAGCAUGUGACCAAGGUGAACGAGGAGGUGGCUAAGCUGCGCCGCCGGCUGAUGGAGCUCAUUAGUCUGGUUCAAGAAGUGGAGAAGAACGUUGAGGCGGUGCGUGGGGCGAAGGAUGAGAGGGUGAGGGAGAUCCGGAAUGCUGUGGAAAUGAUGAUCGCUCGACUUGAUAAUCAGCUCAAGAACAAACUCAUCACGCUCAUGGGACAGAAGACCUCUUUGACACAGGAAACAGAACUGCUGGAGUCUCUGCUGCAGGAAGUGGAACAUCAGCUGCGUUCAUGCAGUAAGAGCGAGCUGAUCUCCAAGAGUCCAGAGAUCCUGCUUAUGUUCCAGCAGGUUCACAGGAAACCAAUGCAGUCUUUUGUCACCACUCCUGUCCCACCAGACUUCACCAGUGAGCUGGUCCCUGCCUAUGACUCCAGCACUUUUGUUUUGGCAAACUUCAGUACUCUGCGUCAGAGAGCCGACCCCGUCUACAGCCCCCCGCUCCAGAUAUCAGGCCUUUGCUGGAGGUUGAAGGUUUAUCCGGAUGGAAAUGGAGUUGUUCGGGGAAACUAUCUCUCUGUUUUUCUGGAGUUGUCUGCGGGGCUUCCUGAGACGUCCAAAUAUGAAUACAGGGUGGAGAUGGUCCAUCAGGCCUCGAGUGACCCCACUAAAAACAUAAUUCGGGAGUUUGCAUCAGACUUUGAGGUGGGCGAGUGCUGGGGGUAUAACCGGUUCUUCAGGUUGGACCUUCUCGCCAGUGAAGGAUACUUGAAUAUGCAGACUGACACGCUUGUGCUCAGGUAUCAAGUGCGAUCACCUACGUUUUUCCAGAAGUGUAGAGAUCAGUAUUGGUAUAUAACUCAGCUGGAGUCGGCCCAGUCCAGUUACGUUCAGCAGAUCAACAACCUAAAAGAGAGGUUGGCCAUAGAACUAUUCCGUCGGCAGAAGUCACGGAGUUCCUCUCCACCUGAUCGACGUCUCUGCCCCACAACUUCCUCCGGGAGAGACUCUCGUCAGGGGAAGAGCUCCUUACUGGAGGAAGGGAGUCAGGCAGCAUCAGUGGGGACGAAGGAAGAUGAGGAUGAAGAGAAGACUCAGCAUGAUGACUCUAAUGAGUUGUCUGACGGGGAUCUGGAGGUGGACUGUUUAACUGGAGAUGAAGAUGUCAAUCCUCUGGAUGGAAGCAGCACCUCUGGAAGCUCCACAGCCACCAGUAACACGGAGGAGAAUGACAUUGACGAAGAGACCAUGUCUGGUGAGAAUGAUGUGGAGUACACUGGGAAUCUAGACCUUGAGGAAGGCGAAUUACCUGAUGAUGUUGCCGGGGCAACAGGAGAUUCGGGUGCCUGUGCCCGGGGCUCAAGGCGCGGGGCAGGUGCAAGUUCAGCCAGCCUCCUGGAGAUCGACCCGGUCAUCCUCAUCCAACUCUUGGACCUGAAGGACCGCAGUCAUGUGGAGUCACUGUGGGGGAUGCAGCCCCGCCCCCCUAAUACUGUCCUCCAGAGCCAAGCUGCUGCGGUGCCCUCCCGUAAAGAGCGCGAGCGUCGCCCUCAGGCGGUGCGUCGGUCAGCCCCGGACUCGGGGGUCCUGAUCAGACUGAAGGCUCAGAUGGCAGAAGUGCGCAGUAAGAUGUCAGACGUGAAAGGGCAGCUGGAAGCUCGCAGUGGAGCCGGUCGAGUCUCCUCUCAGGAAGCCUCGACCCACGAGCAGGGCCCCUCCAUGGACUCAGAGAUGGGACCCAGCCGCAAACCCAGUGAACUGCUCUUCAAAGCGCCCAUUUCAUCAAGACACUCUCGCAGUGGGGUGAAGAAGGCUGGUUCGCCUAAGCAGGAGAGUGUGGGAGCGCUGGCCGGACUGUCCCUGCGCCGGACUGUGGAUGCCGGAGAGAAGGAGCUGAGAGGAGCGGGCCGAGAGUCCCCUUCUGAACCUGCUCUGUGUCCCAGAGAGGGACCCUCCUCCUUAGAUGGCUCCCUGAAAGCGCGCAGUGUGCAGAGUUCUCCUCCCUCGCUGGGAAGCAGCUCCUCUUCCUCCGAUAAGCCCUCUGGCUCCACACACGAGGAGCUGCUGUACGGAGCUUCAUCUUCAGACCUGUUCAGCAUCACCGCUCUCAAUGGAGCGGCUGCACCCGGCACCAAACAGCGCAGGGGUCCAGCCGCUGGGCCUGGCCUGCUGAUAGACAGCUCUCUGAACUGUGAUCAAGAGAGUGCCUGUGAAAUCCAGUCACUGCUGUCACUGGCAGAGCCAUCGUCCUCUUCCUCCUCACGCCCUGAUGAAGAUCUCCUCAGUGAGAAACAGCCUCACCGCGUUCUGCCGAGCAUGAGCAGUGACAGCGAGCUGGACUGUGACACGGAGAACGAGAACGAGGAUGAAGUUGUGUCUCUGGAGGCUGGAGACUGUGUGUUUGACACCAGAACACUACCCUGCCCAGGCGAGCAGCUGAUCCCUGAUGAUCUGAGCUUUGUGUCUGGAGAGACCACAGAGAGGUGAUCCGCCACCGCAAAUGCUACAAAAAUGUCCUGAAUGUGCUCCUUACAAUGAUGUCUGUGCACUCACUUUAUGUUAAGAUCGAACACGUGCUACUGUGUAUGUUAUUUAAGAGAAACACAACUUUCAGGAUGGGAAAGAAAAGUGUUUUCUCUGCAUUGUGAAAUGCGUAACAUUCCGUUAUAAAGGUGUAUAAAUUUAUGUGUGCAUAACUAGAUAAUCGUAUAUUAAAGUUGUAUACUACAUUUCUUUACUUUUGCAAUGCUGCUUAUUGUCAUACAUUUUUAUUUUAUUUUUAUUUUUUGUUGUUGUUGAAAUAUUUUGGCACAUUUAAGUCAGAAUGUCAAUGCUGCUCUGUUACCGAUUCAUGUGGCUUUAUAUGUAUAUAUAUUUGUGAUUUUUGUAGCUAACCUUCACACACUUCAGCUGUGUAGUCCACAAGCUUUCUAUUCCCAAAACAUGUUUACAUUGACUAAAUAUCUGCAGAAACGGGAACAUGGAGCUGAUACAAGUUCAAAUAAUUUUCUGAAUUAAUUGUUUUUGUUAUAUAUAUGUAUAUCAUAUAAGCAGUUAUUACACAGCUCAGUUACAAGCAUUAGUGAACUCAUUAAUGCUACAUUCCCAUUUUUGCUUGUCUCCCCUUUUUGUUUUUAUAUAUAUAUAAACCCAUGUUAACUCCUAUAAGAUGUCCAAAUAAAAGGCAGUUACAUACUUAAACCAAAGUCUCGGGUGGGUCCAGGUCUGUGUUUUUAGCCUGCUGGAGUGUUUGUGCGGUGUGGUUUGAGCUCAGAGUCAGACACACAUUGAUGACAGUGUUUCUGUUGUGAAUAGAUGUCGUGGCGUCAUCAACAGUUGGGAACUGAUGCGCUUCUGUUCAUCUGAGGUCACAGUGUUGCUCACUCAGUACAGUCUGUUGAAAGUGUAAAUGUUUUGUUGAAAAUUGUAUUAGAUUUUGCUGUUUGAUCUUUGGCUUAUGAAUGAACAACAGGUCAGUUCCCCUCCAGCAUGUGUCUCUGCAAAGUCUAAAACAAUGAAGACGGUCGGUGUUCCUUGACUAUUCAAUAGAAAUCUAAUGCUUUGCUUUGUGCUUUAAUAAUAAUGUCCUUAUUUUAAUGUUUUAUGUUUCAUAUGAGCAAUAGAGCAAUCUGUUUACUGGUUUAUUUCUCUAGCAUAUUUUUAAAGAUUUUUUGUGUUUGGAACGGAGGGAGGCUCAAAACAAUCUGGAGUAUAUGCACAUGGACUGUAUAUUUAUCUAAGGUCAAAUCUGAGCAAAUAAAAGAUGUGAUACUAUUAAA